Molecule: messenger RNA, 681 nt
Organism: Eimeria mitis
Lineage: Eukaryota; Apicomplexa; Conoidasida; Eucoccidiorida; Eimeriidae
Exons: 2
Coding region: 1-681 (226 amino acids)
Source: RefSeq, a predicted model, not a curated record
AUGGCGGCCAGCAGCUGCUGCACUCCAUCAGCACCUACACCAACAGCAGCAGCAGCACAUACAGCCUUCACAGCAGCAGCAGGAACAGCAGCAGCAGCAGCAACAGCAGUAGCAGCAACAGCAGCAACUCUAGCAGCAACAGCAGCAGCACAAACGGCCUUCGCAGCAGCUGCAGGGGCAGCAGCAUCAGCAACAAACGCGCAAGCAGCAGCAGCAACAGCACCAGCAAGAACAGCAGAAGCAGCAGCAGCAGCAAAACCAUCACCAACAGCAGCAGCAGCAACAGCAUCAGCAACGGCAGCAUCAGCACCAGCAUCAGCAGCAUCAUCAGCAGCAACAGCAACAGCAGCAAUAGCAGCAACAACAGCAGCACCAGCACAACCACCAUCAUCAGCAGCAACAGCACCAUCAUCAUUAUCACCAGCAGCAGCAGCAGCAGCAUCCGCAUCGCCAGCAGCAGCAGCAGCAGCAGCAGCAGCAGCUGCAGCAGCAGCAGCAGCAUCAGCAUCACCAGCAGCAGCAGCAGCAGCACAACCUCUCCCUGCAGCAGCAGCAGCAGCAGCAGCAGCAGCAGUGGCAAGAGCAGCAGCAGCAGCAGCGGCAACAGCAGCAGCAGCAGGAAUAGCAGCAGUAGGAAUAGCAGCAGCAGCAGCAGCAGCAGUAGAAAGAAUGAUGCAGUGA